AUGGUCAGCCUCACCACCUCGGACAACGAGCAGUUCACCGUCGACCGCGAUGUCGCCGAGCGAUCCGUGCUCAUCAAGCAGAUGCUCGAAGACAUCGGAGACACCGAACAGCCAAUUCCCCUUCCCAACGUGUCUUCCAACGUCUUGAAGAAGGUCCUCGAGUACUGCUCUCACCACCGCAGCGACCCUCCCGCACCCGCAGAUGACGCCGAGGAGUCUCGCAGACGCACAACCGACAUCUCGGACUGGGACGCCAAGUUCAUCCAGGUCGACCAGGAGAUGCUCUUCGAGAUCAUCUUGGCAGCCAACUACCUCGACAUCAAGCCGCUCCUCGACGUCGGCUGCAAGACAGUGGCCAACAUGAUCAAGGGAAAGACACCCGAGGAGAUUCGAAAGCUCUUCAACAUCCAGAACGACUUUUCGCCCGAGGAGGAGGCACAGAUCCGAAAGGAAAACGUGAGUAUCCGACACCAGUUCCCUUGCAAGCGCACUUGCCAAGCCGAGCACGUCACUGACUUUUAUCACCCGUAUCGCUCUUUGCUCUCUGUGCCCGACCAACAGGAAUGGGCGGAGGACCGCUGA
Messenger RNA from Moesziomyces aphidis, 582 nucleotides. Lineage: Eukaryota; Fungi; Basidiomycota; Ustilaginomycetes; Ustilaginales; Ustilaginaceae. The record is from the annotation of a GenBank genome assembly.